CGACCGAAAAAAACAGGCGACAAUCUCCAAUUCGCUCCGUCGUCUCAUCGACGCCUUUUAAUAAACCGACGGGAUAUUCGAGAGGGAAUUUAUUUGGCUCGAUGAAGAGGGUACGGAUCGACCGAUGGGGCGGCCAAUUGCUGCAAGCCCAAGCCCGCGGUAUCGGUAGCGGUAUCCCCAGACAGGCAUUUCUACAAACGACUCGACGUCAAGCUUCUACAGCUGCCGCUUCUCAAAUCAACGAAGAUACACCUACAUUCACCAGUCUACCAUCACCCGCCCCCGAACGUGCUGCUGAGUCGGCUAAGCUUGCGGCUCUCCACUCCCGGUUAUCCCUCUCCAACAAGAUCCCUCUGGAAACUCUCGCCCGAGCCCUCAUCGUUCCCUCAGCCGACAAGAACCCCAGCUUUAACAACGCCAACCUCGCUUUCCUCGGCAGCACAUUCAUCAAUUACCACGUCCUCGAGUUCCUCAUCUGCAAAUGGCCUCGUCUACCAAUGGCCGUUCUCUACGAGGCCCUCCGCGCCUAUUCUGGAAAGGAAUCUCUGCAUCAAGUAGCCCGCAGGUGGGGUGUUGAAGCCGCUGCUGCUCCCGGCGAGGAGGUCGACCCUGGUCUGCUACAAUGGGCACCCCGAGAUGCGGAUAUGCAGUCUCGCUGGGGCUCUGUCCGUCAAGAGUCCGCAUUUACCGACCGAUUUAAACCCCGACGUGGAAUCAGCAGCCGUGUCGUCUACGACAAUGCUUUUGGUGACCCCGUGAAAGUUGAGAAGAUGGGCAGCGAGGAGUCCUAUAAGUACUACCAACACGAGGCGUACUCUUCAUUUGUCCAAGCCGUUGUUGGCGCUGUUUACACUCACGCUGGCCAAGAUGCCGCUCGCGAUUUUGUCAAGGCUCACGUGCUCGCUCGACAAGUGGACGUUUCUACCAUGUUCGAAUUCAAGUUACCUACACGAGAGCUCUCCAUGUUGUGCGCUCGCGAAGGGUUCGAGGCACCUAUUGCCCGUCUAGAAAGCGAGACAGGUCGACAUUCACGAACUCCUGUAUUCAUUGUUGGUAUUUACAGUGGCUCUGAGAAGCUUGGUGAAGGUGGCGGCCCCAGCCUGAACAUUGCCAGGUGGAAGGCAUCAAUGAACGCCCUCAAAGCGUGGUACCUCUACAGUCCCGGCAACAAGGUCCGGGUACCAAGUGAUAUGUACGAGCCGGAUGCCAAGCCUUGGAAGGCUCCUCAUAUCGAUAUUGGUGAGGUCGUCUAAAGAAAUGUCGUGGUGUUGGAUAAAUGUACUCAGAGGGCGGCGUAUCAGGCGUCGGCUCUUCAUGUGGAUAAUGAGCAAUUUUUUGCCCCGGUUGGGCUGUGUAUAAAAAUUACAUGGGAGCAUAGGAUCCUAGAGGAUCGGGAUGGGAAACGUCACUGUAAGAUACAAUGUAACACAAUGACAAAACUCAACAAAAGAAGAGUCAGAA
Fusarium redolens is the source of this 1461-nucleotide messenger RNA. RefSeq names its product ribonuclease III domain-containing protein. The coding region runs from base 102 to 1253 and encodes 383 amino acids. The transcript has a single exon. Gene Ontology annotation, molecular function: ribonuclease III activity; double-stranded RNA binding. Gene Ontology annotation, cellular component: nucleus. Lineage: Eukaryota; Fungi; Ascomycota; Sordariomycetes; Hypocreales; Nectriaceae. Gene Ontology annotation, biological process: regulation of gene expression; primary miRNA processing; rRNA processing. The record is from RefSeq and is a predicted model, not a curated record.